GUACAGAUAGUGACAAUGGUAUUGUACGUAUGGGGAGUGGUGAUUGUGUGCUCCCUACUACUCACUCAUCACAAUGGCGCACUAUCAAUGGGCCCCACUGAAAAGAAACACUACAAGGACAAGGUUCUGGAGAUGUUCAAUCAUGCCUACCGUUCAUACAUGGACUUUGCAUAUCCUGCUGAUGAGUUGAUGCCACUGACGUGUAAGGGGCGUGUCCGGGGGGUGGAGCAAGGACGAAGGGACAUUGACUUUACCCUGGGCAGGUUCUCCCUCACCCUCAUAGACACACUGGACACUCUGGCUGUAAUUGGUUCGGUUGAUGAGUUUUCCUCGGCUGUACAAAAAGUCAUGACAGACAUUAGCUUCGACAGUGACUUGGUGGUAUCAGUGUUUGAGACCAACAUACGUGUGCUAGGUGGUUUACUGGGAGGUCACUUUGCUGCCCUGGCUCUCAAAGAGAAGGUCUACCAUCAGUUGGCUUGGUAUGAUGGGGGGCUGCUCAGAAUGGCAGUGGAAGUGGGGAACAGAUUACUGCCUGCUUUCAACACCACCACAGGUCUCCCCUAUCCAAAGAUCAACCUUCGCCACGGUAUGGGCUACCCUAACAUGGAGAAGACAACGUGCACGGCAUGUGCUGGGUCCAUGAUCCUUGAGUUUGCUGCCCUCAGUAGACUAACAGGUGAUCCUCAGUUUGAGGUGAAAGCCCACCAAGCAAUGGAGGCAAUCUGGCGUAGUAGACACCGAGGGCACAAUCUGGUUGGCUCAGUCAUCAACGUACACAGUGCUGAGUGGACAAGAGUGGAUAGCGGUGUGGGGGCGGGGAUUGACUCAUACUACGAGUACUGUCUCAAGUCUUACAUCCUGUUGGGGGACAGGAAGUAUCUGCAGAGGUUUGGGAAGCAUUAUGAUGCCAUCAAGAGAUACAUCACGAAUGGGCCCAUGCUAGUGGAGGUGAGUAUGAAUUCACCUCAUUGAAUGACUAGAUCUUUCAUGGACUCACUUCUGGCGUUCUGGCCUGGUCUACAG
Molecule: messenger RNA, 1026 nt
Organism: Halichondria panicea
Lineage: Eukaryota; Metazoa; Porifera; Demospongiae; Suberitida; Halichondriidae
Product: ER degradation-enhancing alpha-mannosidase-like protein 3
Exons: 7
Coding region: 16-975 (319 amino acids)
Biological process (GO): endoplasmic reticulum mannose trimming; mannose trimming involved in glycoprotein ERAD pathway; carbohydrate metabolic process
Cellular component (GO): membrane; endoplasmic reticulum
Molecular function (GO): calcium ion binding; mannosyl-oligosaccharide 1,2-alpha-mannosidase activity
Source: RefSeq, a predicted model, not a curated record